UUACAUCGUAUGAGGAAGUAACCGGACGGUUAAUGAAAAGCUCGGGACGUUGGCAAUCUUGGGCCCAUUUGGACGCUUUCUGCUGAACCACUCAACUAUGUCGAUCACGAACCCGAAACAAACUGUUCUGAAUCCGACCAUUCCCUUUGCUGGGACAAUCCUGGGAGGUUUACAGCCGGGGGAGAUGGUGCUCAUUCAAGGCACUGUUCCCAGUGAUUGUGAGAGGUUUCAGGUGGACUUCACCUGUGGGAACAGCACAAAGCCCAGAGCGGACAUAGCCUUCCAUUUCAACCCUCGCUUUAAGAGAUCUCCCUGCAUCGUGUGCAACACACUGGAGAGAGAGACCUGGGGAAAGGAGGAGAUCCUGUAUAAGAACGCUUUCACAUUGGGGUCAACGUUUGAGAUGAUCGUCCUGGUGCAGAAAGACGAGUUUAAGGUGGCAGUGAACGGUGCUCAUGUACUGCAGUAUAACCACAGACUGGACCUGGAUAAGGUGGACACACUGGCCAUUUCUGGAAAGGUCAAGGUUCAGGCCAUCGGCUUCUUCCCCGGCUCUAACUCCGGUCCACCUCCACCUGGUGUUGUGAACAACAGAGACCCACAAGCCAAUGAAGUGCUUUCAAUGUCAGAUGACUUGAGUCUGCCCUUCAGGGGCAAACUGACCAAGGGGUUGAGUGUAGGACACACCAUCACAAUCAAAGGACAGACCAGCCUGUACCCACACAGCUUCUUGGUGAACCUGAGAGUCGGUAACACGGAGGACAUAGCGCUCCACCUGAACCCCCGUAUGAAGGCCGCCGUGUUCAUCCGUAACUCCUACCUGUCCGAGUGCUGGGGCCCCGAGGAGAACACCCUGCCCAGCUUCCCCUUCUCCCCUGGGGAGUACUUUGAGAUGAUCAUCCUGUGUGAGGCCCACCAGUUCAAGGUAGCGGUGAACGGGGUCCACCAACUGGACUAUAAGCACCGUGUCCAGGACCUGAGCCGCAUUACUGAGCUGGAGAUCCUGGGAGACCUGCAGCUGCUGGAUAUCAAGCUGUGGUGACCCCUGACCUCCAAGAUCUGUUUUAUGUCCCAAUUGUCUCUCCUUCCUCCCAAAGUGUGCUUUUGUUCACAUUCCUUCGCUGAUUUGAAAGGAAAUGACCGGCAUGAGAAAUAUGGUGGUUAACUUCCUCUAGCUAGCCUAUGCCUUCAUCAAUCCAAUGCUUUUAAGGAUAUAUUAUUGGGACACACUGCUAACCUCCAAGAUCUGACCCCAGUCACCCUUAGAAGGACCUCCAACUCUGGCUACGUCACAAUUCCAGAAACCCUUUUCCAGAAAUGUAGUAGCAGUAGCAGACCUUUCCCACUCCCCGUCAUGGAUUUAAAAGGAUUGGUGCAAGCAUUGGCUGGAGGAAGUAUCCACCAUUGUAAAAGCCAUGCAAGAAAGUGUGCAAGUGUGCAUUUUGGGAGAAGCAUGGAGAAUGGGCCAUAGCCACCUCAGCCAGGGACUCAAUAUAGCUUCGCUGAAAAGCAUCUUCCACUGCAUGUCCUCUACCCAUUUUAUCCUUGAUAUUCCUCCUAUGUGCAUGGUCUGGUUUUAAUUUGGGAUUCUCAGUACAUUAAUGGACUACAAAUCAAGUAUCUGACAACAUAUCAAUUCAUUUUGGGGCAGGUUGAAUGUAAUUGGCAAAUGAUCUGUGGAAGCAGGUAUGGGUAACGUGACAAACGGGUAGGUAAACAGAAACACCUUUUCAUUCAUUUGAGGCAACGUGGGCAGGGUGAUCAGGUGGCUAUUGUGAUAGUAUCACUAUGAUCCGUUUUGUAAUAAUCAUUUUCGGCCUAACGCAUCAGAAUAGCAAUACUUUCAUUUAUUAACGCUUGUUAUUUAAGCAUGUGCUUUAGCCGUUUUAACUUUUUCAUCCCUGGCAUGUGAAAGCGUUCCUAUUAGCAGGUUAUCUAAUUUACUAGACUACGGCUAAAUAUUUUACGCCACGGGCAUAAAAUAUGGAUGAAAGCUUAUCUAAUUUAAUAUAGCUCUAAGCUGUUGCACUGCUACCACUUCUCCAAUCCAAAAAUGGCAUAAUGUGAUAUGUUAUACAAUAUACCAUGUAGUACAAGAGUGAGCUUGUAUGCUUUUGAAUGACAUUCUUGUUUACCCUUUUGCCUAGUUAAAUAAAAUAAAAAUACCCUUGAUAACUGAGCAAAAAGGUGUAUUUUAUGUUUACGAUAUACUGUGGCUAAACUGACAAUGGCGUAUAUAGCAACUUAACCACUAUGUAUCUUAUAUAAGCAAUAUCUGUGCAAAUAUACAAUUUAUCAGGGAGCCUCUUUAACAAAAAGUUGGGUAGUCAUCAACUUUCCUAUGCAAGUUUCCACACAGAUAUUCGUGAGCUAUCAUUUUAAAGGUGGAUUUUGUGCAUAUGCUACCUGUGUGUUGAGUAUUUUCUGUCCCCAAAACUGAAGUUUUAUAUUUGAAUAUCAACCAAGAACAACUGUAAGCAAAAGUCUACAAGCUUUACCAUAGGAAAUUACUGAAGUAUGUAUAAAGUUGUGUGACCAUAAUAAACUAACAAAUUAAAGUCGCA
Messenger RNA from Oncorhynchus nerka (sockeye salmon), 2564 nucleotides. It is a transcript of the gene lgals8a, whose product is annotated as galectin 8a. The record is from RefSeq and is a predicted model, not a curated record. NCBI's taxonomy places the organism in Eukaryota, Metazoa, Chordata, Actinopteri, Salmoniformes, Salmonidae. Gene Ontology annotation, molecular function: carbohydrate binding. The coding region runs from base 98 to 1042 and encodes 314 amino acids. The transcript is spliced from 9 exons.